Molecule: messenger RNA, 2733 nt
Organism: Lactuca virosa
Lineage: Eukaryota; Viridiplantae; Streptophyta; Magnoliopsida; Asterales; Asteraceae
Source: the annotation of a GenBank genome assembly
AUGGUGGCUAACGUACAAGAACUUUCGAAGAUCGAAGUUGCAGAGGAGAAAGAAGAAUGCAUCAAUGAGAAAUGUAAUUAUAGAUUCAUGGAGAAUAAUGUUGAGAAUAAUGUUGAUAUCGAAAGUGAAGGAGGAGAGAAGUUGGAGACAAAUGGAUCGAUUUUUGAGGAUAGGGAUAUGAUACGAGAGCCAUUGCUUUUGAAGAGCAGAGUCAAUACGACGUCGCAGAUUGCCAUCGUUGGUGCUAACGUUUGUCCAAUCGAGUCUCUUGAUUACGAGAUUGUGGAAAAUGAUCUGUUUAAGCAAGAUUGGAGAUCCAGGAAGAAGGUGCAGAUAUUUCAAUAUGUUGUGUUGAAGUGGACGCUUGUACUUCUUAUAGGAAUUGCUACAGGGCUUGUUGCCUUUUUCAAUAACAUUGCAGUUGAGAACAUUGCUGGUUUCAAGCUUCUUCUCACUGGCAAUCUUAUGCUUAAGCAAAAUUAUUAUCAGGCAUUUGCUGCAUUAGCUGGUUGUAACGUGGUGCUUGCAACUUGUGCUGGUGUUCUUUGUGCCUAUGUUGCCCCUGCAGCAGCUGGUUCUGGUAUACCUGAGGUUAAAGCUUAUCUCAAUGGUGUUGAUGCCCAUUCUAUUCUUGCUCCAAGCACCCUCUUUGUAAAGAUAUUUGGAUCAAUCUUUGGAGUUGCUGCUGGAUUUGUUGUGGGGAAAGAAGGGCCCAUGGUUCACACCGGGGCUUGCAUAGCCAACUUAUUAGGUCAAGGAGGUUCACGAAAGUACCAUUUAACAUGGAAAUGGCUUAGAUACUUCAAAAAUGAUAGAGACCGAAGGGAUUUAAUCACCUGUGGUGCUGCUGCGGGUGUAGCCGCUGCUUUUCGGGCCCCAGUUGGCGGUGUCCUCUUUGCCCUUGAAGAAGCCGCCUCAUGGUGGAGGAGUGCUCUUCUAUGGAGAACUUUUUUCACUACUGCUGUAGUAGCUGUGGUUUUGAAGUCUUUAAUAGAAUACUGUAAAAACGAAGAAUGUGGAUUAUUCGGUGAUGGAGGUCUCAUCAUGUUCAAUAUCAAUAAUUCGGUUCCUGCUUACAACACUAUUGAUCUUUUAGCCAUUAUUCUACUUGGAGUCAUCGGGGGCAUUUUCGGAAGUAUCUACAACUAUCUGGUCGACAAGGUCUUGCGUACUUAUAGCAUCAUCAACGAGAAAGGUUCGGCUUUCAGGGUGCUUUUGGUAAUUAUCAUUUCAAUUUUGACUUCUUGUUGUGCAUUUGGUAUCCCAUGGCUUGCAAAAUGCAUCCCGUGUCCCCCUAAUGUAGGCGAAGAAUGUCCGACAAAAGGACGAACCGGAAGCUACAAAAGCUUCCAAUGUCCCGCGGGUCACUACAAUGAUCUCGCUUCACUUCUACUCACAACAAACGAUGAUGCGAUUCGUAAUCUCUUUAGUUCUCUUAAUACAAACGAAUUCCGCCUCACAAGCCUUCUACUCUUCUUCGUUGCAAUGUACUUCCUCGGAAUCAUAACCUACGGAAUCGCGAUUCCGUCCGGUCUCUUCAUUCCGGUCAUCCUCGCCGGAGCUUCAUACGGCCGCCUCGUCGGCCGCCUCCUCUCCCCCAUCGCGAACCUCGACGUCGGCCUCUUCGCUCUGCUCGGUGCCGCCUCGUUCCUAGGCGGGACCAUGAGAAUGACUGUCUCGUUAUGCGUGAUCCUUCUAGAACUCACCAACAAUCUGCUAAUGCUUCCGUUAAUGAUGCUUGUACUUCUCAUUUCAAAAACCGUAGCCGACUGUUUCAACAAAGGCGUAUACGACCAAAUCGUGAUAAUGAAAGGGCUACCGUUUCUCGAAGCGCACGCGGAACCCUACAUGCGGCAUUUAGUCGCCGGAGACGUCGUUUCCGGGCCGUUAAUCACGUUUUCCGGGGUCGAAAAGGUUGAAAACGUAGUCCAUUCGUUAAGGAUGACGUCGCAUAACGGUUUUCCGGUGAUCGAUGAGCCACCGUUGACCGAUGCACCGGAGUUGUGUGGGCUUGUGUUGCGGUCUCAUUUGCUUGUUUUGCUUAGCGGGAAGUUGUUUACGAAACAUAGGCGGUUGAGUGGGGCCGAGACGUUGAAAAGGUAUCAUGCGUAUGAUUUUGCAAAAGCGGGGUCCGGGAAAGGGCUUAAGCUUGAGGAUUUGGAGAUUAGUCCGGAAGAAAUGGAGAUGUAUGUUGAUUUGCAUCCGAUUACAAAUACAUCUCCGUAUACGGUUGUGGAGACUAUGUCUUUGGCUAAAGCUGCGGUUGCUUUUAGAGAACUCGGACUUCGACAUUUGUGUGUAGUGCCAAAAACUCCCGGGAGGCCACCGAUAGUUGGUAUCUUGACACGACAUGAUUUCAUGCCGGAGCACAUUUUGGGACUCUACCCGCACAUCGACCCACACAAAUAGAUGAAAAGGGCAAUAUAGUCAAAUCAUGAGCUACCCUACCACCAUACAAAGGUGAUAUCGUGGAUUAUGAAUUUCAGCUAAUGCUGAGGUUAAAUAUGUAUUUAUGGUCCGAGGAUGUUGUGAUUCUUUAGUGACGUGCAAAAAUAAGCAUAUUUGGCAGUUUCUUUAUUUGUUCGUUUGUAUUUUAUUUUCUUUUGUGAAAGUGUUUUUGAGGGAGGAAAGGAAAGGAGAAGUGUAGAGUAUUCUUUGAGGUUGUAUUUGCUGUAAUAUUAUGAAAUGAACAGAAACUUGAUCUUAUUCAUAUGUUAAUAUGUUAUGCAAAGU